Molecule: messenger RNA, 420 nt
Organism: Aspergillus sclerotioniger CBS 115572
Lineage: Eukaryota; Fungi; Ascomycota; Eurotiomycetes; Eurotiales; Aspergillaceae
Exons: 2
Coding region: 1-420 (139 amino acids)
Source: RefSeq, a predicted model, not a curated record
AUGUCUUUCCUCACCCGCCUUGCUCCUGCUGCUCGUACAGCUUCGCUGUUACUCAGGCCCACCACCACUCCAGCCCUCUCCGUGGGAGCCGCCCGCUCAAUCUCCGCCAGUGCUCGCCGGGAGAAGGGACCCAUUGAUGCCACCAAGGACACCCUGAAGAAGGCCGACCGCACAGUAUCGGACGCCGCUGUGAAGGGCAUUGAGGUUGGUGAAAACGCCGCCGAGAAACUCAAGGACACCGUUGGCAAGACCACCACCGAUGCCAAGGCCAAGUCUCAGGAACUAUCUGGAGAUGCAUCAGAAGUGGCAGGCAAGGGCAAGGGCAAGGCCGAAGAAGCGCUAGGCGAGGCCAAGGGCAAGGCCUCGGAAGUGGCUGGUGAAGCCAAGGGCAAGGCCAAGCAAGCUGCUGGACGGCUCUAG